GCAUGCACCGGCUGGAGAGGGGAAAAUCAGGGCACUUGGCCGGGAUUGGUCGAACCAGGAUCCCAAUCCUGGUGCGGUGAUUGGUUAUUAGCGGCCGCCGGCACCCCCCCCCACCCCUUUGUGUCACGUGAGGUAAUCGCGGGCCGGAGUUCGUUGAACGGAGAGCGGGAGCGUAGGCAGCCGAGAUGAAGCAUUAUGAGGUGGAGAUCUUGGAUGCGAGGACUAAGCAGAAGCUCACCUUUCUGGACAAGGUGGAGCCAAAUGCUACUAUUGGAGAGAUCAAGGUUAUGUUCCACAAGAGCCAUGCUCAAUGGUAUCCUGCCAGGCAGUCCAUCAGGCUGGACCCAAAGGGCAAAUCAUUAAGGGACGAGGAAAUCUUGCAGAACCUCCCUGUUGGUACCACAGCUACCCUUUACUUCAAAGACCUUGGUGCUCAGAUUGGAUGGGUUACGGUGUUUCUCACUGAGUAUGCUGGGCCUCUGUUGAUCUACCUGCUCUUCUAUUUCCGGCUACCAUUUAUCUACGGUCCUAAAUAUGCUUUCACCUCAAGUCCCCAUUCAGUUGUGCACCUUGCCUGUAUUUGUCACUCCUUCCACUACAUCAAGAGGCUGCUGGAGACUCUGUUUGUUCACCGGUUUUCCCACGGUACCAUGCCAUUCCGAAACAUCUUCAAGAAUUGCACCUACUACUGGGGAUUUGCAGCAUGGCUUGCAUAUCACAUCAACCACCCGCUCUACACACCUCCUGCAUAUGGAGAUAAACAAGUGAAAAUUGCUCUUGCUAUAUUCCUGUUCUGCCAGAUUGGUAACUUCUCGAUUCAUGUGGCACUGAGAAACCUCCGGCCACCAGGCUCCAAGGCGCGCAGGAUCCCUUUCCCAACAAAAAACCCCUUUACCUGGCUUUUCCUCCUGGUGUCUUGUCCAAACUAUACAUACGAGGUGGGCUCCUGGAUUGGCUUCACUAUAAUGACUCAGUGCCUUCCAGUUGCGUUGUUUACACUGGUUGGGUUCAUCCAGAUGGCAAUCUGGGCAAACGGGAAGCAUCGCAGCUACUUGAAGGACUUCCGCGACUAUCCACCUCUGCGCACCCCAAUCAUCCCCUUCUUCUUGUAGAACACGGACUCAAUGAGCCUGGGCAGGGUGGUGAUUGUGACUACACACCCCCUUGUCUAUCUGUCUGUCCUGCAGUAAACCAAUCACGAGCUUCA
Messenger RNA from Carcharodon carcharias (great white shark), 1207 nucleotides. Its product is annotated as very-long-chain enoyl-CoA reductase. Gene Ontology annotation, molecular function: oxidoreductase activity, acting on the CH-CH group of donors. The transcript has 13 exons. Lineage: Eukaryota; Metazoa; Chordata; Chondrichthyes; Lamniformes; Lamnidae. The record is from RefSeq and is a predicted model, not a curated record. Gene Ontology annotation, biological process: very long-chain fatty acid biosynthetic process. The coding region runs from base 186 to 1112 and encodes 308 amino acids.